GUGAUGGGUUUUAACAUCAACGAAGCAGGCAGAAGAACCUCGGUUGUCAUGAAGGACAGAAUUGAUUAUCUUCAAGAGGAGUGUAUUUAUAACAUGGAUUCUCAUCGUGACCCCGCCCUUGACCCGCCCAAGGAACUAAUCGUAAACGAAAGGUAUGGCAUCAUAUAUUGUAAUGUUCCUAAAGUUGGUUGUACCAACUGGAAAAGCGUCUUCCUCAAAAUUGGUGGCAUAGAUGAUAUCCGAAUCAAAGCUCUUCAAAGACUCCCAACCAAUACACGAGGUAGAAUAUACCUUGAUUACUUCCAUCAGUACACCAAUAUCAGCCAUAGGCAGUUCAUGCUCCGAAAGUUUACCAAGUUCAUGUUUUCUCGGCACCCAUUCACUCGGGUACUUUCGGCUUUCCGAGACAAGCUUGCACCAAAUAAUUCACUGCUUUUUCAGAGAAAGUGGCCGAAACAGGAUGUGAAUUGGAUUGAAAGGUAUGGAAUCCCGAUCAUUGAGAAAUAUCGCGGUGCUGAAGCGGCCGCCUUCAUUAAACCGAACUUGAGAACAAAGUAUGAUCUCAAAUUCUCGGAAUUUGUCGACUAUCUCAUAGACACCAAUCCUUUGUCAUUCGAUAAGCAUUGGAAUCUUGUAAGUGUGAUGUGUAGACCUUGUGACGUCAAAUAUGACAUCAUCGGGAAAUAUGAAACACUGGACGACGAUGCAGACUUUAUCCUCAGAUCGGCAAAUGUUGACCCAUCAGUCAAAUACCCACAAGCGUCGAAAUCAGCUACGAAUAGUUCAUCACUGGAUAUUCUAAAGAAAUAUUACAGCCAACUUACGAGAGAUCAGUUACAGAAGUUAUAUGAAGUGUAUAAAAGGGAUUUUGAAUUAUUUGACUACAGCUUGGAAGCUUUCUAUAAAUAUUUGAGUUGAUGGACGAUAAAUAAAAUAGCUUUUAAUUUCACAAAUUCUCAAGUUCAAGAUUAACUCUUGUGUUAAAAUAUUGCAUGCAGAGUCUAGAAUUUUCAAUGUCUAUAAACAAAGUGUUCAUAGAGAUUGGAAAUUCUAGUUCCAAAUCAUUGUUACAUGAUUAAUUUAUUGACCCUCUGAUACGAAUAUCAACCUUUUCCAUGAACUAGAAUAAUUUCUUAAUGAAGUAGGGAAUGAAAAUAAAAAUAUUUAUAUGCUCGA
Lytechinus variegatus (green sea urchin) is the source of this 1176-nucleotide messenger RNA. RefSeq names its product carbohydrate sulfotransferase 11-like. Lineage: Eukaryota; Metazoa; Echinodermata; Echinoidea; Temnopleuroida; Toxopneustidae. Gene Ontology annotation, cellular component: membrane. Gene Ontology annotation, biological process: carbohydrate biosynthetic process. The record is from RefSeq and is a predicted model, not a curated record. Gene Ontology annotation, molecular function: sulfotransferase activity.